Messenger RNA from Erpetoichthys calabaricus (reedfish), 2239 nucleotides. RefSeq names its product ERI1 exoribonuclease 3-like. The coding region runs from base 105 to 875 and encodes 256 amino acids. Gene Ontology annotation, molecular function: 3'-5'-RNA exonuclease activity; nucleic acid binding. Lineage: Eukaryota; Metazoa; Chordata; Cladistia; Polypteriformes; Polypteridae. The record is from RefSeq and is a predicted model, not a curated record. The transcript has 8 exons. Gene Ontology annotation, biological process: exonucleolytic trimming to generate mature 3'-end of 5.8S rRNA from tricistronic rRNA transcript (SSU-rRNA, 5.8S rRNA, LSU-rRNA).
CUUCCAAUUGGAUACGAGGUUGUCAGUUUCUGGACGUGGGCGUAACUCGCAUGUGAACGUAAGCGCUAUCGUCAAGGCCACUUCAGAAAGGUUCUGUGUCAUAAAUGAACUGGCAGAAAAUCUUUGGCCAAAUCUGUUAUGCUGCUCAAAGAUCAGGUUUGAUCUCUGUUGAACUUCCAAAGUAUUCUAAUAUUAAUAACAGAGUUACUAGCAAGCCACACUGGUUAUUCAUCAACUGCAGAUCUCAAGGCACUACUGUGGGCAUGGCUGGCCUUCAACAACAAAACUUCCAAUAUUUUUUAGUCUUGGACUUUGAAGCUACAUGUGAUACAACUCCCAUUCAUCCUCAAGAAAUUAUUGAAUUCCCUAUCUUGAAAGUGAACUCAAACACUAUGGAGAUUGAGUCAACUUUUCAUACAUAUGUCCAGCCUGUCCAUCACCCUCAUCUAACACCUUUCUGCACACAGCUGACUGGAAUCAUUCAGUCCAUGGUAGAUGGACAGCCUACACUUCAGCAAGCCCUGCAGAAAGUGAAUAAUUGGAUGGCAGAUGAAGGACUCUUGAACCCUAAUGUGAGUUCAGCAUUUGUAACCUGUGGAGACUGGGAUCUAAAAACAAUGCUGCCAGGACAAUGCCAGCACUUAGGACUGUGUGUUCCUGAUUACUUCAAGCAGUGGAUUAAUCUCAAAAAGGCAUAUAGCAAGGCCACAGGGACCUGGCCAAAAAGUGGCCUGCCAGCCAUGGUUCAGGGACUGGGACUAAAACAUCUGGGAAGACUACAUAGUGGAAUAGAUGACUGCAGGAACAUCGUAAACAUCAUGAGGGAGAUGACCUGCCGGGGCUUCGUCUUUAAGCUCACGUCCCAGAAAGAAUGAGGCAGGUUCUGAAAGCUUGUGGCACCCAAUUCAUAUUUUCCUAAGGGUGCAAAAAAAAUAUGUCAAUGAUGUCUGGUCUGAUUUAUUUGUGUUUUUUUUUUUUUGAAAUGUAAAGUUGACACUUGAUUUUUAAAGGAGAGGGGAUAUUAAACAUUAUGCGUGCAUCAAUGUGAAAUUGAAAAUGUAGGGAGUUUUGAAUGGGUAAGGAGGACUAUACAGUAUAUUGAUCAUAUGCUAACCAAAUAUAAGAAAUGAUGUGGGAUAAGAUAAGCAUGUCUGUGAAACAUUUGUAAUCUUUCAUCAAAUGACACCUUCAGACACAAUUUUUCAUGGAUUAUACCUGAUGGAGUUACAGAUUGGUUGCUAUCUUGCAGUGCAUCCAUAACAAAUCUGACAGCAAGGGCAAUGUUCGAGUUGUCCUCACAAAGCCCAAAGCGACCCUCCGUGCUGCACCACCAGCCUCCAGCUGGGAAAUUAACUCCUUUCAUGCUGUCGUGACCCCAGAUAUCGAGCCGUGUCCUCCGUGGCACGCUGACCAGGCCACACGCCUGCUCUUUUCCUGGCUUUUACUCUCCACAACAAGUUUAAUCAGGGAACUGUAAGGCAGCCCUAAAGAUGCUAUAAAAAAAGAUUUCUUGGUAAACAUCUUUCAAAGAACAAUGCCAUGUAAACAGGAGAAAAACCACCCAUCUGUAAUUAAAGAUUAGAAAUUAAUGGGAUUCCUGUUGCCGUUUUCAUGAUCCAUACUCGGAAAAACCAAUUAAGUCAAUGGCUCUGUUUACAGAAUCCUUGUUCGAAAAACAUAAGAUUAAAAAUGUAUUAUUUAAAUCAGUCCUCUGGUAGAUGUAAACAUUCCCAUUUCUCGUCCCCAGUUGCCUGUCUUAAUAAAAUGUGCACAAGACCCCCGGUCUUCAUUUGAUUUGCUAUCCACAAAGGCGGUCCAGGGACCAAUGACUGCUUUCAAAGUGGCUUUUGCAUUUUUGUAUCUCCCUACUUGUGCAUGCAUUUUUCUCCAUAUUUAUCAGAACACUUUACAGAGGCCUAAUCAAUAGAUAUAUUAAUCAUUUAGGGGGGCACAAAUCUGACAAACCAAUUAUUAAUCUGCCCUGUCAAGUCCAAUACAGUAAUGAAUUUACUAAAAAUUGUCUUAACUUCAUCCAUUCAUUAACUGCUGAUGGGUGGCAGACUUCACCAUGUCAGUGGAUUUUCUCAGUUAUUGAUGCCGGUGCUGGCAGCUAAUUUAAAACCCGGCUCCUUUAGCCCCUCUCCUCUCCGCUCCGCUCCGCUGUGCUGUGCGCUAAUAAAAACGGAGCUUGAUAAUCAUUAAGGACCUGAUGCUAGGAAAACAAGCUCUGCUAUCUGUA